Molecule: messenger RNA, 1845 nt
Organism: Helianthus annuus (common sunflower)
Lineage: Eukaryota; Viridiplantae; Streptophyta; Magnoliopsida; Asterales; Asteraceae
Product: alpha-1,3-mannosyl-glycoprotein 2-beta-N-acetylglucosaminyltransferase
Exons: 18
Coding region: 138-1472 (444 amino acids)
Cellular component (GO): Golgi apparatus
Molecular function (GO): alpha-1,3-mannosylglycoprotein 2-beta-N-acetylglucosaminyltransferase activity
Source: RefSeq, a predicted model, not a curated record
ACGUUGACCGGGAAGAUCUUAUGAUCUCAGUCGAAGCAAAAUAAUCAAAAUUCGAAACCCUUAUUAAUUCCCAAUUUGCAACAGAGAUCAAAAACUUCACUUCAUAUGUUGAUUUGAUCCAACCCUAAAUCAAGAAAAUGGGAAGAUGGUCUUGUGAUUUCAGAUAUCUUCUCAUACUCGUUGCAGUUGCAUUUAUUUAUACACAGGUGAAGCUGUUUUCUACACAAUCCGAGUAUGCUGAUAGAGUUGCAGAUGCUGUGGAAGCCGAAAAUCAUUGCAGGAGUCAAAUGCGGUUACUAAUCGAACAAAUAGGCACACAUCAGGAAAAUAUUGUGGGUUUGGAAGAGAAAGUAAAACGCCAAGAACAGGAGUGUGAACGAUUGAGGGCAGUUGUUCAAGAUCUUGAAAAGAAAGGUGUUAGAAGUUUGAUACAGGAUGCACAGGUGCCAGUGGCAGCUGUUGUGAUUAUGGCUUGCAACCGUGCUGAUUAUCUUGAAAGGACCAUUAAUUCUAUCUUAAAAUAUCAUAGUUCUGUUGCAGUGAAAUUUCCGAUUUUUGUGUCACAGGACGGGUCAAAUGCGGAUGUUAGAACAAAGGCUAUGGGAUAUGAUCAGCUGACCUACAUGCAGCACUUGGAUUAUGAACCUGUUGUUACUGAGAGGCCUGGGGAGUUAAUUGCGUAUUACAAGAUAGCGCGUCACUACAAGUGGGCACUCGAUCAGUUGUUUUACAAACAUAAUUUUGAUCGGGUCAUCAUACUUGAAGAUGAUAUGGAAAUCGCUCCUGAUUUUUUUGAUUACUUUGAGGCUGGAGCCGAUCUACUUGAUAAAGAUAAGUCAAUCAUGGCCAUCUCCUCAUGGAACGACAACGGGCAAAAACAAUUUGUGCGCGAUCCAUAUACUUUAUAUCGGUCAGAUUUUUUCCCUGGUCUGGGAUGGAUGCUAACUAAACCUACAUGGGAUGAGCUUUCUCCAAAGUGGCCAAAAGCUUACUGGGAUGACUGGUUAAGAUUAAAGGAGAAUCACAAAGGGCGACAGUUUAUUCGUCCCGAAGUAUGCAGAACUUACAAUUUUGGGGAGCAUGGUUCGAGUUUAGGACAGUUCUUCCAACAAUAUCUUAAACCUAUCAAACUGAACGAUGUUCAGGUUGAUUGGAAGUCGAUCGACUUGAGCUACCUAAUGGAGGAUAAGUUUGUGAAGCAUUUUGCUGAUCUCUUGAAAAAUACAAAGCCUCUAUUUGGAAACGAUCUUGUUUUGAAGACAAAUAAUGUAAAUGGAGACGUGCGUAUACAUUAUACAGAUCAAUCACAUUUUGAAAACAUUGCACGCCAAUUUGGCAUUUUUGAAGAGUGGAAGGAUGGUGUACCAAGGACUGCAUAUAAGGGCAUCGUUGUUUUCCGUUACCAAACCUCAAAGCGUGUAUUUCUUGUUGGACCAAAUUCGCUUCAACAGUUGGGAAUCCAAAACUCCUGAAACAUGCACAUUUUUCAAGUCUUUACGGUACCAAAUUGUUUUUCAUCUAAGAAUUAGGUAGAUAUAUUUUGUGAUUAUUCUAUUUCAUAUGACAAACUACGGAAAUUUCCACAUAGGCACAAGAGAUAUGAUACAGUCAUCAAACAUUCUUGAAUCUAAUUGAGAUUAAACCAAAAUGUCUUUAUCUUUGUGGUGCUAACCUUGUAGUAUAGUCUUCUUUCAUGCUGCUCAAACCUAAAACAUGUUCGAAUUAAGCUUCCACUGAUUUUCUGCCUUUAAACCCCUUGAGGGUCACCGCAUUCUGAUCUCAUUGGUUAGCAAGGUAUUGGGCGGAUGUCGUGGGUUUAUUACCAGUAAUUUAUUCUUACGGUCA